UAUCAGAUCUGAGUUGUUAUUACUUUUCCUUCGAUUUCAACAGGUUAUGGGCCCAGAUCUAAUAUCAUAAGUUAUAAAAUAUGGCUUCGAAUUAUCUUGCCAGUGUUCCAAAGCUCAGAGGAAUCGAAAAUUACAAUGAUUGGGCGUUCGCCGUUGAAAACUUGUUUUCUGUUCCUGCACUGGGAUUGCACUAGAACUGAACUGAACUGAACCAUGGUUUAUACCAUGGUGCAAGCCAGAACUGACAAGUGUGAGCGUGCAGGCAAGGAAUAGAAAACGUUCUAGUGUAAAAUAAAAAUGGCGUCCUUUAUGUGCACAUGUGACAUGAGAUUCCGCGCAUUUCCGCGUAAUUCACGAACAGUGAAUGCGAUAUAAUCAGAGGAAAAUAUGGAUGAUACAUAUAUGGAAAGAGCGUAUAUGCAAAAGAAUGCUGCAGGAGAAGUCGUAGUUGACCAAAAUGGAUACAUCAAAUGUUUGAGUGAAGUUCCUAUUGCAGGAGGAUUAAAAUUCAAAUUACUUGAUAAAGAAAUUGAUUUUAAUUGUGAUAAUAUAUGCUGCACAAUUGAUAAUCGAGAUAUAUUUAUACAAUUAAACGACAAUGUAUGUCGCACAGCAAUAUCGACGAAUAAAAGUGCGAACAAAAUAGUCAGUAAUGAAGACACCAACAAAACUGAUGAAAUUGAGGAAGUAAUCACAGAGACUGCCUUUCAUUGGACUGAUAACAGUACAAAAUUGUUCCUGCAUAUAUACAAGAACCAUGUAAAUCUUGUUGCACAAAGAAAAAUUAAAACAAAAAAAAUUAUGUGGCAAAAGAUUGCAGAACAGAUGAAAUCGCAGGGAUACAAUGUGUCCAUACUGCAAGUCGAAAAUAAAUAUAAAUCUUUAGAACGAGCAUACAAAAAUGUGAAAAAUCAUAACAAUAAAACUGGGAGACAUAGAUUAGUCUGUCCUUUCGAGACAGAAUUAAGUGAAAUAUUAGGCGGAAAGCAUAAUAUAGAACCAUUAUUAUUAUCUGGAAACAAGGGCGUAAUUUAUCCAAAUGCAGAGAAGACAAUUACUUCCUCGUCUACAUUACAGGUCAGUGCAAACAAAGAAAAUAAUGAGGUCAUGAAUAUUAAUGAAAACAGAAACAAAACAGAAACACCAUAUCAGGAGAAAACGAAAGAAUUCUGUUCGGAAUCCAUAUCAACUUGUUCCACAAUAGAUACUCAGGAAUUUUCUGAUGGAAUUACGACAGAUGAUAGCACAAGUUGCAAAAAGGCGAUCACAAGUAAAAGGUGCCAAAAAAUGGGCACAACGGCACGUGUGUUGGACGUAUUUAAAGACAAUUUUCAAAAAUUAUCCAAUGAAAUACGUACAGAAAGUGAAAAUCGCAGUGCAGUACAACAACAAAUGUUAGAAGAGCAACAAAAAAUGAGAAAAUCAUAUGAAGAAUUCGUGGAAAAAACAUACGAGCAAUCUGUCAAGGCUAAUACAUUACGCGAAGAACGCAAUAAUAUCUUGCAAGAAUUAAUACAAAUUUCAAGAAAGAGUCAUUAA
Trachymyrmex cornetzi is the source of this 1539-nucleotide messenger RNA. RefSeq lists its product as uncharacterized. Bases 388 to 1539 code for a protein of 383 amino acids. The transcript has 7 exons. The record is from RefSeq and is a predicted model, not a curated record. Lineage: Eukaryota; Metazoa; Arthropoda; Insecta; Hymenoptera; Formicidae.